AUGCUGAAUGAUGUUACAGACAGCAUAAUGUUCUCCACAGCUUCUCCAGACCCUUUCAUGUCUGUCAAAAGUGCUCAGGGUGAACCUGCUCUCAUCUGUGAAAAGCACAGGGCACCAGCGUCCGAGCCUGCCAAUUCUGGGGCGUCUUAUUUUUCAUCAAUAUCAAGGCAACAGGAGUUUGAAGUGACAACGAAAUCUGUGAUUCCUCUGUAUUCCAUCACAUAUUUUAUUACCACAUUCUUUUCUAUUAUAUCCUGUAUAAGGUGUGACUGUGUGAGGAAUAAAACCUGGGUGGCCUCUUUUGGAGUCAUCUCUGCUGGAUUAGCUGUACUUUCUAGCUUUGGUCUGUUAUUAUUAUGUGGAGUGCCUUUUGAUGUCACAGUAGCAAAUGCUCUAUUUCUUAUUUUAGGUGUUGGAAUUGAUGACAUGUUCAUUAUGGUUUCCAGUUGGCUAAUUAUGAGCGGAGUUGAAGAAAGAAUGGGCGAGACAUAUAAAGAAGCUGCGGUCUCUAUAACAACCACAACCCUUACAGAUGUCCUAGCUUUCUAUAUAGGGAUAAUGACUUCUUUUGAGUCAGUGCAAUCUUUCUGUAUUUACACCGGAACAGCCAUAUUGUUCUGCUUCCUGUAUAACGUCACUUGUUUUGGUGCAGUUUUAGCCCUUAAUGGGAGAAGAGAGGAGAGUAACAGGCACUGGUUGGUUUGUAAAAAAGUGCCAGAGAAAAAAGAUGACAGCCGUUCCACUUUCUAUAAUGUGUGUUGUACUGGAGGAAGAUUCAAUGCAGACACUGGCACAGAGACAGACCAUCCCAUGACGAAUUUCUUCCAUAAAUAUUAUGGUCCAUUUCUUACCACAAUCUGGACCAAGGUCAUUGUGUUAGUUCUAUAUGGUGGAUAUUUGGCUGUCAGCAUAUACGGGUGCUUUCAGGUACAGGAAGGAAUUGAUUUACGGAACUUGGCUACUGACAGCUCCUAUGUCCGUUCUUUCUAUGACAAUGAAGAUUUAUAUUUUAAUGACUAUGGUCCCAGAGUCAUGGUUGUGGUAACAGAGGAAGUCUCAUACUGGGAUGUGGACAUCCGUAAAAAAACUGACAAGUGUAUGGAGUCAUUUAAAUCAAUCCCCUAUGUCAGUGAAGACCUCUCUGAGUCCUGGUUGAAAGCAUACUUGGGGUUUGCUGAAUUGAUUAAAGUGAAUGUAAAUGAUGAGAAAUAUUUUGUAGGAAAUUUAUCAAGAUUAUUUUUUAAACAAGAUGUGGAAAUUCAGUCAGCAUCUAUAAUCACUUCUCGUUUCUUCAUCCAGACUGUGAAUGUUGUGUCUGCCAUUGAUGAGAAAAACAUGCUAAUUCAGGUUCGGGACACAGCAAGCAGUUGUGAGGUCCCUGUUCUUGUUUAUCAUCCGGCAUUUAUAUACUUUGAUCAGUAUGCUGUAAUCAUCCAAAACACAAUUCAAAAUGUUGCUGUAGCUACUCUUGUGAUGUUUGUUAUUUCAUUAUUGUUGAUCCCAAACCCUCUGUGUUCCAUAUGGGUGACAUUCACCAUUGUGUCUAUUAUAGUGGGAGUCACUGGUUUCAUGGCUUUGUGGGAUGUUAACUUAGAUUCCAUAUCUAUGAUCAACCCUGUUUUUUGUAUUGGGUUCUCAGUAGAUUUCUCAGCCCAUAUUUCAUAUGCUUUUGUUUCCAGCAAGAAAUCCACAGCUAAUGAGAGGGUGAAAGAUGCACUGCACUCUCUCGGCUAUCCUAUAGUGCAGGGCGGUCUCUCCACCAUCCUGGGGGUCAUAGUACUCUCCACUUCACAGAGCUACAUAUUCAGAACAUUUUUCAAGAUUAUAUUCCUUGUUAUUGCCUUCGGAAUGCUACAUGGGCUGGUCGUUCUUCCAGUGCUCUUAGCAUUAUUUGGAACUUGUGGCCAAAAGCAAGUUGUCAGAAUGGAAAUAAAUCUGUCACAAAUUUAA
Nanorana parkeri is the source of this 1950-nucleotide messenger RNA. Its product is annotated as patched domain-containing protein 3-like. The record is from RefSeq and is a predicted model, not a curated record. Gene Ontology annotation, cellular component: membrane. Lineage: Eukaryota; Metazoa; Chordata; Amphibia; Anura; Dicroglossidae.